Messenger RNA from Colias croceus (clouded yellow), 3124 nucleotides. Its product is annotated as pH-sensitive chloride channel 2-like. The coding region runs from base 114 to 1619 and encodes 501 amino acids. Gene Ontology annotation, biological process: regulation of membrane potential; chloride transmembrane transport; nervous system process. The transcript has 8 exons. Gene Ontology annotation, cellular component: membrane; synapse; neuron projection. The record is from RefSeq and is a predicted model, not a curated record. NCBI's taxonomy places the organism in Eukaryota, Metazoa, Arthropoda, Insecta, Lepidoptera, Pieridae. Gene Ontology annotation, molecular function: neurotransmitter receptor activity; extracellular ligand-gated monoatomic ion channel activity; chloride channel activity.
AGUAAAAACAGCCUCCAUCCUUUUACAGUAGUGGUUAAUCGAUCAAGCGAAGCGCACGGUCCGCGAACCGCGCGCAUUGAUUUUCUUUAAUAGUGUUUAAAUGAAUUAAAAUCAUGAUAAUUUAUAAAGUUUUAUUGUGUUUAUUAAUUUCCAGUGGUGCAUUAGGACAAAAGUCAACGCCAGUUCCUGAAUGUCCUGCUCUUGAGAAAGGCGAUACAUACACGCAGUCCGAAUUCCUCUCGCGACUGGCUCAUGAGUGUCGUUACGAUAGACUGCUACUGCCAACGUAUCAAACAGGCGAUGUCGUAUACGUGCAUGCAAGCGCCUAUGUUUAUUUUAUACAGCCAGCUGAAGCCCAUGACUUGAAUUUCAAAUUACAUUUUCUUCUACAACUACGAUGGACUGAUCCAAGGCUGGCUUAUGCCCUGUAUUCUCCUGAACGCACGAAAAUUAUAGGAGAGAAUGACUUACGAUCACGGAUAUGGGUACCCCAUUUGUACAUGUCCAACGAACAGUCGUCGAGCUUGAUGGGAACAGAUAGCAAGGACGUCCUUAUAUCGAUCGCACCCGAUGGCGAGGUGCUAUUCAGUCGACGAAUGCAGGCAGUUCUAUACUGUUGGAUGAAUCUUCAAAAAUUCCCAUUUGAUGACCAAAAGUGUUCCAUGAAUUUAGAAAGCUGGAAAUAUAACGCAUCGAUAUUACGACUGAUGUGGGAAAAGGACAACCCAGUUCGCCUGUCUUCCGAAUUGCACUUAACAGAAUAUUCAUUACUUGACUAUUGGACCAACGAGUCCGUAGUCCGAGGCGACAUUGUUAACAUGAGACAGGGUGGAGGUAGAUCGGGCAAUUACAGCGCAUUGAAGUUUACCUUUAAAUUGGGACGUGAAGUCGGUUACUACCUCAUGGAUUAUUUCAUCCCCUCGAUGAUGAUAGUCGCAAUGUCAUGGGUUACAUUCUGGUUGCAGGCAGAUGCUUCAGCGCCUAGAAUUACAUUAGGUACCAGCACGAUGUUAUCGUUCAUAACACUUGCAUCAUCUCAAGCAAAGACUCUUCCGAAAGUAUCCUACAUUAAAGCUAGUGAAAUUUGGUUCCUGGGUUGCAUUGGUUUCAUCUUCUCAGCUCUAGUUGAAUUUGCCUUCGUCAACACAAUAUGGCGCAGGAAGAAAGUGGUGAGCCUGAAGAAAGUAAAUAGCAAAUACAUACUGAAGAGCACAUUAACCCCGCGGCUGGCUCGCAAGGAGUUACAGAAGGAGCUACAGGAAUCUUCCCCUCAACUCAGCAAGUCACGGUCCUGCUCUUCUUUACAACAAGAGACUAGCAGCGAUCCGGCUGGACCCGGAUAUAAUAAUUACCUUACUGUACACAGUUUCCCAUCUGCCAUGAACUUGCCUACAAUCACUACACAGAGUUACGACGACCUGGUCACUAGGGCGGUUGGUGGUCGACGUCACAACAACUCCGGCAGCGAGGGGUCGGACGAGCCCCCGAAACACCACACCUGGACACAAAUGACUCCACAAGAAAUCGCCACGUGGAUCGACAAACGCUCCCGAGUCUUGUUCCCCCUACUUUUCGUAUUCUUUAACGUACUUUACUGGACAUUCGUGUAUUGUCUGUGAUUUGCAUUCGUUCGCUAUUUGCGGAAUUGUUCCUAAGCAUCUCAAGUUGUUCUGAGAUUCAUUGGUGCUCAUUAUACAAUAAUAGCACUUUGUCAUAGCGUUUAUUAGCAUUUAUUAUUCAUGAAUGUAAUAAUGUACUUAGAUACUUAUUACAUUCUAUAUUAUAUUGUAAUGUACAAGUAUGUACUUACUCGUCUCGAAUAGACACACCAGAUAAAUGAAUAUAAAUAGAAUAAAUUCCCAAAAAUCCUUUCAUCAGCGAAAAGAUCACGCCGAAAGAACAAUAGAAAAUAUUUAUUUAUAUGAAUUGAAUAUAUUAUUACUUUGAAUAAUUACUAAGUAUAUAAUGACUUAUCAUUAUUUCAUAAAAAUAGUAUCAUCUACAUUCUACAUAGCUAAAUUGUUUUAGAAAAAGAAAUUGAAUUCUAACGGAGCUUACAAUUUUACUGUGACAUAUUAUGCGUAUGUCGCACACUAUGGUCGAACACCUAUUUAGAAUUCUAAUAGUUGCUCUUGCGCGCUAGCUCUAAGGGUUUUAUUGAAAAUAAUGUAAUCUAAUUGGCCCUGAAAAAGACCUUAUUUUUUAUCUAUGGGUGCUUAUUUAUUCAGUAAAUAUACUACUAACUGCUGUUAUCAACACUGCUCGGUGCUCCGUACAGGCUUGACCGCUUGGCCGAUUUUUAUACAUACUUUUUCUACAAAUAAAAUAUUUCAGUUAUAGACUUUAAUGUAAGUAGUAUGUUAUGCAGCAGGUCUGAUAGAUCGUGGCCCUGAAUAAUUUAUCCUGAUAAAAUGUAUCCUGGCUGAACCAUGUUUGCCAGGAUAGCUAUAGUAUUAGGUAUAAUAUAGAUGGUAUUUUCAUAUAUCUAAUGCUAUAAUAAGCCCUCUCAGCUACACCGUCUAUUGCUAGGAUAAACAUCUUUCAUCUUAUAAGAGUAAAGAUGAGGUAUUUUACUUUUUGAAUUAAUAUAUUUGGAUACCGCUGUGAGAUUAGAUUUUGGCAACGUCAAACGAUUUUCAUGAUUUUCAUUCAUAUAAAGUUGGAUAACAUAAGGCAUAGCUAUAUUUAUGGUUAGUUUAUAUCGUAAUAAUAUAUAAUUAUACAUUAUGUGAUAUUUGUAAUGUUUAUACCCAUUUGACGCCAAAGCCCUUAUACAUUUUGUACAGAUUUCGAAUAUCUCAUAAGUACGUAUUAAGACAGAUAAGUAUAAUUUCAAAUUUGUGAACAAUCUAUAUAUUUUAAAUAUAUUAUCGUUGUUGUGUAAUAAAUAAAUAUUUAUUGUAGUGUUUAUUUAUUUAUUUUUUACUAAGGAUCGAUAAUUGUACCUAUUGUAUUAUUGUAGCCAUAUUUUAGAUAAUAAUAAGUAGAGCUUAGAUGUAACAGUAUGGAUUAUGAUGAAUAUUUUUUACCUACUGGGUGAAGAAAAUAUGAUCUUAAUUUUUUAACCGUAAUUUACGAGAAUGUCUUGUCAUUUAGAUAUCUAAUAAAAAUAAGAAAAAUGUAA